Messenger RNA from Geodia barretti, 762 nucleotides. The record is from the annotation of a GenBank genome assembly. NCBI's taxonomy places the organism in Eukaryota, Metazoa, Porifera, Demospongiae, Tetractinellida, Geodiidae.
ACGAGUUGCGUUUCGGCAGCAUCAUGGGGGUGCAAGUGGCAAUACUGCUGGUUUUAUCACUUAUUUCUCUUGAUUCAGUUCACUGUUUGAUAUGCCACUGCAAGGAGUUCAUCAACGUAGAGCUACCAUCACUCCCUCCCGGCUGUUAUCCCAAUGGUACAUGUGCGACAGAUACCGGACAAUGCUUUGUCGAAUUGAAGAUUGCUGAAUUAGGUGGUCACAAGAGAUAUACGUAUAACUGUAUUGAGGACAACCCCGAUGAUCAAAGUAUAUAGAGUUCAUGCUACGUGUAUUUUAAACGUUCCCAGUGCCACACAAGUUGUCCUCUGUUGCAACAAUACUGACUACUGCAACGAAAACCUCAAUCCUGACGACAGACUACUCACAGACCCUUCCAUGUCUCUCACCCCUUCACCACAGCUCACUGAUGAGAGCCCAACCAAUGAAGAACAAAUGCAACGCACUAUUGGUCCAAAUGUUGAAGUAAUUGUAGGGAGUGUUGGAGCUGUGGUCAUUGUCAUUGUGGCUGUUGUUAGUGUCGUGGCUCUUGUCAUGUUUCUUGGGUUCCUAUACAGCCGCAGAGCUAGAAGGAUGAGUUCCAUCUAGAGUUUAAUGAUUAUUAUGACAUGUAUAUACAACCAACAUCACUGAAAUUCAUCAUUACCAGUAUAACUGUCAUAUAUAAGAAAACAAAUCUAUUUAGAACUGAAUGGUUCUUUGAUCAGUCAAGCGCGAUAAGAACAUUUGGUACUCCUUUGUGGU